This is a messenger RNA of Exserohilum turcica Et28A, 1812 nucleotides long. RefSeq lists its product as uncharacterized. The coding region runs from base 1 to 1812 and encodes 603 amino acids. Gene Ontology annotation, biological process: transmembrane transport. The record is from RefSeq and is a predicted model, not a curated record. Gene Ontology annotation, molecular function: transmembrane transporter activity. Gene Ontology annotation, cellular component: membrane. The transcript is spliced from 6 exons. NCBI's taxonomy places the organism in Eukaryota, Fungi, Ascomycota, Dothideomycetes, Pleosporales, Pleosporaceae.
AUGGCAGAAGAAAAGCAACAUCAUGAGGAAGUUGCAACCGCCUCGAGCGAUCUCAGUCAUCAACCUGGGAGUGAUCUCAACCAUCAACACACUAAUCGCAGCCAUGGACUACAUCAUGACCACGUUGCUGAAGAAGCAAUUGGUGGCCGCACAGCUGACCUGGGCAAGUCAUAUUUUACGAGUAUCAACUUCAUAGGCACAGUAAUAGCUACAUGUCUAGCGCAAGUAUCAGGAUACCUUGGAUGGGUUCUCCCCGCCAACACCUUGAGUCUUAUCAAUGCUGCAAUUGGCCCGUCCCCAAACAUCAUCUGGGUCAGCAUUUCCUGGACGGCCGGUUUCGCCAUUGGCUUCACACUCGUCGGUCGACUUUCAGACAUAUUUGGUCGAAGAUGGUUCUUCAUAUUCUCCUCGGUCCUCGGAUUGAUCGGAAACAUCAUUGGUGCAAGUGCACAAAGCAUCAACAUGUUGAUUGCUACAAACUCUAUCAACGGUCUAGCUGCUUCCGGACAGCUUUCAUUUCACAUUAUUCUCGGCGAACUCGUACCCAACUCCCUUCGAGGUCCAGUCAACGCUUUCGUGCUUUCUACCUCCGUCCCGUUCGCCGUUUUCGGUCCCCCGGUCGCGCGAUCACUAUACCAGACAACAAAGCUCCAAUGGCGAUGGUGCUAUAUCCUGGGAUGCAUUGUAAACGUUUUGGCUAUAGUCAUGUACUUUUUCUUCUAUUUCCCACCGACUUAUGAAAUGCUCCACGUUGGCGGCAAGUCCAAGCUGAAACAGCUCAAGACCCUUGACUGGAUCGUAAUAUUUCUCUUCUCAACUGGCCUGGUCGUUUUCCUGAUCGGCAUGAACUGGGGAGGCUCCGCAUACCCUUGGGACAGUGGACAUGUGCUGGGAGCGCUAUUCGGUGGGUUUGGAGCCUUGGUGGCCUUUUGCUUUUGGGAAGCCUACGCUCCUGGACUCGAGUACCCGUUGAUUCCUAUGCGGCUGUUCAAAAACAUCCAGUAUGAUGCCAAUGUCGCCUGCGCUAGUUUGGCGGCUAUUGUCUACUACGCCAACUCGGUCAUCUGGCCCACGAUGAUUUCCGCCUUGUUCACGACAGACAUUUCCAAAAUCGGAUGGCUAUCGUGUGCGGUCGGUGGUGGUCUACUCCUCGGGCAGAUUCUUGGAGGUGCAGGCGUCCGCUACCUGCCACGAAUGAAGAUUCAAAUGAUUGUAGCAGCGGUCUUCACAACAGCCUUUGUUGCAGCCAUUGCAGCAUCCAACAAGACCACUCAAAAUCGAACAACGGCAUUGCUUUUGAUUGGCACCAUCGCAGCAGGCUACAUUGAGAACCUGACUCUUUCGAGCACGGCAUAUCUUUGGGACCCAGCAGAUAUCGGUCUCGUCACUGGCGUCAUGGGCGCCAUCCGCACAGGUCUUUCAGCCAUUGCGACCAGCAUGUACUCGUCUAUUCUGACAACAGAGUCGUCCAAGUACAUUCCUAGAAAAGUUACGCCCGCUGUACUUGCCGCUGGCCUACCAGAGUCAUCUCUACCCUCUCUUUUCGCCAGCAUUACCAAAGGAGAUUUCACGGGCGUGCCUGGAAUUUCGCCUGCCAUCAUUGCCGUGACGGGGUCAGCCGUCAAGGACGCUUAUGCGGUUUCUUUCCGGACUGUGUAUCUGUGUACGCUACCGUUUGGUGCGCUGUUGAUUGUUGCCGCCAUCUUCUCCCCGAAUGUCGAGCAGUAUCUUACCGACGAGGUGGCGAGGAAGAUGCAUGAUAAAGGAGAUAAGGAGAUUGAGGUUGAGAGGAAGGAGUUUGUCGAAGCUUGA